Molecule: messenger RNA, 1731 nt
Organism: Pieris rapae (cabbage white)
Lineage: Eukaryota; Metazoa; Arthropoda; Insecta; Lepidoptera; Pieridae
Gene: C1GalTA
Product: glycoprotein-N-acetylgalactosamine 3-beta-galactosyltransferase 1
Exons: 7
Coding region: 412-1548 (378 amino acids)
Cellular component (GO): membrane
Molecular function (GO): N-acetylgalactosaminide beta-1,3-galactosyltransferase activity
Source: RefSeq, a predicted model, not a curated record
CAUAUUGCUGUUUUGUCAACAAAUAUGUAUAUUAAUAAUUGACAUUAUUCUCUGGAAGAUGUGAUACUGUGUAGUGUGAGGGCACCGAUAACACGAGUGACCGAGUGAUUAGACACUAGAAUCGCCGAUUUUAUUACAAUUUUAUGUCGUCGGUGUUUUACGUUACUGAUAAAUUGUAAAUCGUGACCCCUAGUUUUGUUACAUCUAUUCAGUCAAUAUUAAAGCGCAAGUUAUAUUUAACGCGAAUAAAGUACUGCUAAAUUAAUAUUGUAUAAAUUGUUUAUAAAAUAUAUUUAAAUCUCUCAUCAUUGUAGUUGGCGCUAGAUGGUAAAUGAAAUUCAUACAUUGCAGUUUAGGCAUUCGUUGCGUGAACACACGAGUCGCUUUUAAUAAAUUAAAAAAAUAUUGUUUAUGCUUUCUGGAGCUCAAAUUCUUUUGAGCUGUAUGUCUAUAAACGCAACUGUGCAGGCGGAGGGCCGGGUGAUGGGACGCCGGUUUGUGCUAACCCUGGUGAUCGGGAUAUCAGCCGGUUUUAGUUUUGCCUACAUACUACUAACAUCAGCUGGAUUUCCCCGAGACGUAGCCUGGUCAUCGUACAGAGAGUCGGCAAGGGAUUUGGAUCGACACCCGAUAGUGAGCGUCAUUGAACAUGGCAGUGAUGAGCCAGCUCAUAGGGAUGAAGAUCGAUCAGUGGCAGAUGAACUGGCUAAGAAAGUUAGGGUGCUUUGUUGGGUAAUGACGCAACCCAGCAAUCACGAACGGAAAGCGAGGCACGUUAAAGCGACUUGGGGAAAACGAUGCAAUAAACUGCUCUUUAUGAGUACAUCUGAAGAUAGUUCCCUUCCAACAGUGAAGCUGCCGGUUAACGAAGGGCGUGACUAUUUAUGGGCGAAGACAAAGGCCGCCUUCCGAUACGUGUACGAACAUCAUCGGCGGGAUGCUGAUUGGUUCUUGAAGGCUGAUGAUGAUACAUAUGUCGUAGUUGAAAAUCUUCGUUUUAUGCUGUCAGAACAUGAUAGUUCGGAUCCUAUCUAUUUUGGAUGCAGGUUUAAGCCCUUUACAUCACAGGGUUAUAUGAGUGGGGGUGCUGGGUACGUAUUAAGCAGUUCAGCAUUGGAGCGGUUUGUCAACAAAGGCCUCCCUUCACCUCAUCUCUGUAAGGCCAGUGAUCAUGGUGCAGAAGACGCGGAAAUGGGUAUAUGCCUGGAGCACAUAGGUGUCAAAGCAAUGGACUCCCGUGAUGCGUUACACCGAGGCAGGUUCUUCCCUUUCGUUCCUAAAGACCAUCUUUUUCCCAACCACGAUAAAGGAUUUUGGUACUGGAAGUAUAUCUACUAUCCUUCCGAUGAGGGUCUCGAUUGCUGUUCGGACCACGCAGUAUCAUUCCAUUACGUGGAACCACAACAAAUGUAUGUAUUAGACUAUCUUAUAUACCAUUUACGGCCUUACGGUAUCCGUUAUGGCGGCGCAGACAUCAUUCCUCAUGUAAAAACUGAAAGAUUAAUUUCUUCUCAAAUCUCUACCCGGGAGAUAAACGGGACGAGAUGAACAUUCCGAUACUAGUCAUAGAUUUAAGUGAGUUAUGUAAACUGUUAGAUAGAAUCUCGUAGUGAUUUUUUAAGAUUAAUUUAUUAUAUAGAAGUUGUAUAUUUAGGUAGUAUUGACUUUUAUUAACAUAACUUUUACACAUUUAAAGAAAAACACUUUUUUAACGGAUUGAAGUUAUGUAUU